UGUCUAGACGCGAGUUCACGUAAACGUAGCCAGCGAAGAAAGUUUUUGGAAAGACUGGCCCAACCGUUGCCGAAUGCGAGUGGGGGGAAAGAGCAGAUCAUGAAGACAUAGAGAGAGGGUACAAGAUCGGCGAGUGGGAUCCCUACUAUGGGGAACCAGCGCUGGAGUUUUCACGACACCUACAGCGCCGCCCUGGCGGUCAGAACGUUCACAACUCAGCCGCUCCCGCGGACGAAAAUUGCUACUGGUAGUGGCGUUGCGUGCGCUGAAAGUCGAAGGAAAACAAAAGGACGCCGACAAUACUGUUGCGUAUACAAGUGCCGCAACUACGUCGGGAUGAGGGAGGAUGUAUCCUUCUGCGUCUUUCCAUCUAAACCCUACGAACAAGAACGGAGGCGGCGUUGGAUCCAAGCAGUCAGGCGAGCGGAGUAAGUUCCUGUCUUGUCGCCAUGUAAAGCGGUGUCGGGCUGGUUUCUAAAUCGAAUUUCGCGUGUGUGCUUGGUUUAUUCAACAGUGAAGACGGUCAGCCGUGGCAGCCAGUACCAAACAGCAGAAUGUGCAGUCGGCAUUUCGUCGGAAACAAAAUGAGCAAUAGCAUGCACCAUGCGGCAUAUGUACCAACCAUUUUUCCUUCGCAAUACCACCGCCAAGCCCCUUCCAAUGCCACCGCAUGAAGCGAACGAUACGAAAAGUAAAUAUUAUCCAUUCAUUACCAAGAAUUAUGUGGGAGGGAAGCUGCCUUGUAAUACGAGUUGUGUGCGCAUACUGCCGGCGCACGCGCGACUAAGCCGCCUAUGUGUUUUUUAAAAUGCGCACGCGGAUGAGGACUCGGCGCUGAGAUGCAUCCGGUAAAUUUAUGUAAUUAGUGCUAAAUGUAGCCAGCGUUGUUACGGAUCCAGCAGCGGAGCACUCAAACCCUUGCUUGCGCGAGUCAGCUGAUGCGAUAAAGCUUUCUUCUCCAUUGACUGCUGUGGCGAAGUAACAUCUGAAUUUUUUAUGUCUAGCCAGAGAAAUAUGGAAAGUCUUCAGGCCAACUAAUACUUCCGAAACCAUAGCGCAGCACGACCGGAGCUAUAGCUGCUAGAUUUGCGAGGCAGGCUGCCCCGCACGCAUGGCAACGGCGCACGCGCAACCAUUAAAGAAACACACGUGCUCGCCGCGACACACUGUGAAAUACAUAUAAAGCUUAAAAAGCUUCUUUCGUCAUUUCUUCACUUGAUGGCGCUAGCUUCUUUACGAAAACUGUCCACUUGAAGCGGCGCGAAAACGGAAACAUACGAACUAUAAUACGGCCGCGCACGUGUGUGUCGUCUGGUCGAGCGGCUGGGAUAUGCCUCGUUUCGUCGCCAGGGCGGCGUGCAACACACUCUUUUCGACGCGCCGCCUAUCCAGCGCUGGUUCCCCAAUUGAUUACCGGUGCUGCCAUCUCGCGCAAAGCAGCAGAAACUCAAAGUAUAUGCUAUGGCCUCCGAGACUGUGCGUACGAUUUCGGAGGCUAUGUUCUGCGGUUGUAAUCUGCGCCGAGCCAUGCCGAGCCACCUUUUGGCACCGUGGACGGAACCGCUUGCUGCCACGAUUUGGGCCUUUUCCGUGCCGUAACUGCCACAACCGUGCGAGCAAUAUGGAUAGCAUGGUAGUUCCUUCAAGUUGAUGACAUCACAUCGCACUUGCAGCAGCCGUCCCUGUACCACGUGCUCAAGAUGCUGCUGCACCUGGGAGAAUGCAAGCUGACAUGGCUCAGUUUUGACACACCCAGCUAACUAAAGAGGAGCAACGAGAGACCAGCAGCAGGGCUUUGGUACUGUGUCAGUCGUGCCAAGACGCAAACAAACAAAAACGCUAAAACGCAAAAGCAAACAGUGCCGACAGGUACUGGAGGCAACGGAAUGCCAGCAUCAAAAGCGAGACUGUGAGCAAGUCUCAGAAGGCCACCAAUCACUGGCAAAUAGCAGCCUGCCAUUGGAGCUCUAGUAUAGGGACAGUGUGAUCCAUAAAUUCCACUUAGAGAAGACCAAUAAGCGCAAGCAGCCCCCUGAGACCACCUGCGGGGACGGAAGCGUGCCCUGGCAAAGCAUUCAAGGCACAUCUGGCAACACUUGAACUGUUUGCGACAAAAGGGAGCUGCCUGCACGUUCCAGCCAACAUCUGACUGUGCCUGUCACAAUGGCAAAAUCUGUACAGACGCAGGCCACGAUCCCGACCAAGUGCAGUGUGGACGUUGCAGUUGGCACAUCGGGAAGCGAAGACAGGGACAUGUCCAAGUCGACUCAGACAUCACCUGCUGCUGUGAAGAUGCACAGAAGGACAGAAACCAUACACCUUGGAGAUGUUCAGGACAGUGGCUCUAACAUGGAAGACUCUCGAGGGGUGCCCAAUGUGGAUUGGAGUACUGGAUUUGCCACUUUGGACAGUAAAGUAGAUCGGGACUGCACUCACCGCACGUGCAUUGUGCAAUGGUGCAAGAAUACCUCGAGAACGGGGCAUGCAAGGUUCUUCCGGGUGCCUAAAGACAGCAGGAUGGAAGCGUUUCUCAAGUACUCUGGGAGGCAGGACCUCAUGGGUUUGCCCAGGCGGAAGGUCAGCAACUACAGAAUCUGUUCGGCGCACUUCACGGAUGGAGACUUCUUGGACCCGGCGGGACGCAGGCUCAUUUGGUCAGCCGUGCCGACCGUGAAAGUGCCGUUUGAGCUGUUCGAGUCAAAAGGUUGCGGAGUUAGCCCUGGGCAAAUCGACCUAUCUCUGCCAGGCCUGCCUGUGAAUCAUCAAGAUGGCGCUGCCAGCCCUGCGCCCCUGCGGGAGCGGACACCUGAGCCAGGACCGUCUGGACUAUGCAGAGCUACACCAGCUACUGGUGCAACACUGCAACAAGACGUCGCCUAGUUACUCAACGUACACGUUCAUUGCGUGGGCGGAAGGAAAGGCUGUUCAGGCCUGACACGGGGAGAAUUCUGAAGAAGUGGAAAGCAGACGCUCGCAGGUACUAGAGAGCCUUGUCACGGUUGCAAAAGCGUAAGAGUCCUCGUAGGGUUACUAAAAGGGAUGCCAUGGAAACCCUAAGGUCGUGCCCGACUCCAGAGUCUUACAAGCUCGUAAACAGUCAGGUCCUGCUCCAUGGUCGCAAAAUGAAGGGAAGGAGGUGGCCACAGAAAAUGAAAGAGUUUGCCCUGAGCACAUUCUUUCGUAGCCCGGUGGCAUACACGCACCUUUCCAAAGUGCUUGCUUUGCCAACCUCGAGGUCUCUUCGGAAGUGGCUGUCAGAAGUGCCAAUGACAACCGGAAUUAUUCCUAAAAUAAUUGGUGUACUUAAAGAAGCAACCACUGAUUGGCAUUUACUGGAUCGGGCUGGUGUCAUCAUGUUUGAUUAAAUGUCUCUUCGACAAAACUUGCAGUGUGAUAUCAAAAACGAUAUUGUCAUUGGCUUUUCAGGCAAUGGCUCUGAAAGGACACCGAGUGUGGCAAACCAAGCCUUUGUAGUCCUCCUUUCUGGAAUUUCUAAACCAUAGGUGCAGCCUUUGGCUUUUGACGUGGCACGAACCAAACUGUAUGCUCCUUACAUCAGGAGGCUGCUAUUUGCCUUAAUUGAACAGCUAAGCUCAAUUCAGCUGUUUGUUAAGGCUGUGGUGUGCGAUCAGGGGAGAAGUAAUGUUACACUUUCAGAGCAGUUAAACGUAACUCCAGAUGAACCAAUCUUUGAAGUGGGUGGUCACAAAGUUUAUUUUCUAUUUGACACUCCACACCUUAUGAAGUGCACCAGAAAUAACCUGCGUGCCCCUCACAAACUUGCCAUUGGCACAGAUGCUAUUGAAUGGAAACACAUUGUGGAGUUAUAUAAGAGCUCUGAUCCAAUUGGAAUGAAAUUGGCUAGGAAACUGACAGAUGAUCAUAUACAUACAAGGGGCCUUUCAACAGUAUGAAGGUAAAGUUCGGCACCGAGGUACCGAACGAGUCAGUGUCUGUGGCAUUGACUGUCAUGAUUACUCUGGGGAAAAUGGAUGGGACUGCCAAGUCUACAGCAGAGUUUAUUGAUAGAAUUGACAAGCUAUUUGACUGUCUCAACAGCAAAAGCAUCACUGCCAGGCCUGGCAAGAUGGACUAUGCCAUCAGUGCUGAUGCUGGUCAUGGGGAGUUUUUGCAGGAGGCAUUCAAAUGGAUAAAAUGCUGGAGAUUUGACAGCCCCAGACAGCGCCACACAAUUCGUGGCUGGCUUGUCACCAUCCAGGCUGUCCUAUUGCUGUGGAAAGACCUCUGCCAAAAUUUUGACUUCACUUUUCUCCUGACACGCCAUUUGCAGCAGGACUCUCUUCAGAAUCUUUUUGGUGCUGUGAGAAGGAAUCUUGGCUGUAAUGAACAUCCUCAUGUGUUUCAGUUCAUUGCUGCUCUGAAACACAUUUCUUUUGGGAAACUAGGCAACCUGUUGUCUCGUGGGAACUGUGAAAUCGGAGACACCUAUUUGAUGACCAAAGUAAUGGAUGGUGGUACUGCUGCACCACCACUCAUUGCUGAAGAGGCGGAGGUACCAAGUUCCUGCGACACAUCAGGUGGUGACCUUCUAGAUGCCGAAGAGCAGAAUGCACUGUACUGCUUUGCGGCUCACCUCGUGCAGCAAUUUCUUAAAAAACGUCCUGCGGAGUGUGUUUGCAGCCUUUUUUAAGACACGAGGAGGAGGCACUAGUAGGUUCCCAUCAGUUUAUGGCCAUGCUUCAGGCUCAUGUUAAGCCAGGAGGACUCUUUGCUGGCCUGACACAGCCUUCCGAACGUCUCUUUGGGGCGGUUAAGAACAUAGGGAAAGAUUUUCUAGAAAACAUUCGUGUUGUAGCUCAUGUACCUCGUGUUGUACAUGUGUUAGAGAAAAAACUGUGCGACAGCCUUUCCCAGGCACUGUGUUGCUCCACAAGCUGUCGUACUGACUUCCUCCAACAGUUUUGUCGGGCGAGGCUGCUGCUUCAUAUAUGGCACAUAAAUCGAGUUCUGCGUAAACAGCAGGAAAAAAGAUCGUCAUCAAAAAGAAAAUUGCAAUAACUGUAAAACUAAAUGUUCAUAAUAUAUGUGUUCUCCUGAAACAUUUUCUGUGCCUACAGGAUAAAGGGAACAAUUUCUCAUUAUUAUGUCAUUGAGGUUCUCAUUUUACGUCCCUUAUUUGAUCAGCAGCCUCAAUCAUAAUGCACUGUCAUGGGCUUUGGCUGAAAUUGCAGCUGAUUGUUUCAUAUUUUUGAUCUGUGGUUGUUCCACCAUUUUCAUAGGUUCCUCAUAUUCGAAGUUGUACUAAUUCAGUUAUCGCAACAUGUCUUACCUGUAGUAGACUAUGAAAUAUGCAGAACAUAAAAUCAGAAUUUCUGGUUUCUCUUUGCCGUCAGCUGUGGUAAUUAUUGCUGUAGAAGACGCGUCAGUGAUGGCGUGAGAAUUUUUUUUAUCUGCAUUUAAAUGGCCAUGUUGUACUAUGACAUUUCCAUGCCACUUUCUGUGUCCUCAAAUGAACUGUAUGUCGCAAUUGCACUUGUUUGCCUAGCCCAUGACACUGCUCUAAAACACCAUAGCUAUUCAAUACUGCAGUGGCUAAUGUGAGCACUUGUUCUGCGUUUGGUGUGUUACCUUCACGUGAAAUCAUGUAGCUCAUAAUUGUGCGGUGAUGUUGUUGCCCUGAGGUUCUUUAACAUGCAUCUGUGUUCACACAGAAGCAAAUAAAUUAUUAAAUGCUAUUAAAUGUGAAGUACACAAGCAUUCUUGCAUGACGUGCCCAGUGAAACGCGGCCACUGAGGCUGGGAUUUAACCAGCAACCUUGCACUCAACACCGCAACGCCAGAGCCACUCAGCUACCAUGACGAGUUGAUGUAGAAGCAUCUCAUUUUACAUUCGGCUUACAUUGCAUUGUGCCAUGAGCAGCUGAACACCUUCACGUUUGAGCCACUGCAGUCGGUUCCUUCUAGAAAAUCUUUUUCUGUGUUGCAAGUGUUCUGCGCAUUUCAUAAUUUGGUCUGUGUGGAUGUGGCUUGGCACAGAAAGACAGAGGCCAAUAGACAAAGGAUGGCGAUAAAGGCUUAUUGGUAAUUCAUCUUGGGAAGAGUUAAAUGGAGCGAAAGACCCUAGGACAUAAGACUGUGCGCGUACACGAGCACAGCUUUAUGCAUGUGUAUGUUCCACGAGUCCCCAGACGUCGUCGUGCCUUGACUGUGCUGCACUUUGCUCUUACCAGUAGACAAAGCUCACAAAUAGAUGUUCCUCCUCAUUAAAAAAAUUAAAUAAUGUGGUUUCACAUCCCAAAAGCACCACCUCAUUUCGAGGCAUGCCAUAGUGGGGGGACUCCGGAUUAAUUUUGACCACCAGGGAAUCUUUAAUGUGCUCCCGAUGCAUGGGACAUGGGUGUUUUCGCAUUUCACCCCCAUCGAAAUGUGGCCGCCAUGACCGGAAUUCGAUCCCGCUACCUCGUGCUUUGCAGCCCAACAACAUAGCCGCUAAGCAACCAUGACGGGUUAUUCCUCCUCAUUGUCAUCUGCUAUUCGACUAGUGUUUUUCUGUGCCAAGUCUCAUUCUGCAACUUCAGAAUCUCGCCCAGCUUACCAUUCCGUUGCCAGUCAUUUUUCUGUGUGUCAUCAUUCUAUAAGCAUACUAACAGCUGAAAAAUUACUGUUCAUGUUUAUGUAUUAUCUAAGUAAUUGCUGAUGGGAAAAAACGCGUGAAGAACCUUCAUGUGUAGGCAUGAUACGCUUUUUUUCUUGAAAGCAUGAGCAUUGAAAGUGUCCUGUAUGAAGAUUUUUGCAGUUUGUAUUUAUUACACAAAGGAGCGCCGAGUUACAAGGUAUGACUUAGUGCCGUCAGUGACCUAAUUUUACUGCUAAGGAUUGCAUUCGUGGUGAAAGUUGUCUUGGCUUAUUUCACCGGGCCUUUGAUGGAUGAAUAGGCUUUUCUGCCAAGGUUUUCUAUGUGCUCCUACAAAAGCCGACUACCUUCUGCUACCCGUUGCCAUAGUUACUCAAGUAGUGGCCAAGUGCAAAAUAAUGUGUAUUUACAUUUUUCGUACAAUGUUAUUUUUGUUCUGCCAUGUCUGCUUUUUCAUUUUGUUCUGUAGUAAUUAACAUGUCGCGCAUUUCAUAUACUUUUGUGCAGCUAUACAAGUAAUUAAUUUAGUUUUUUUUUUGGUAUGACUGUCAAUAAAAAAACUUGGCUUUUCAUUGUAUUAUUUAGGUAUCUCAGUGCAUGCCAUUGUUUUUAAAAUUUGCCAUUGCCAGUGAAUUUUCGCUUCCUUUAGUUGUCAUGACUAUGUCAUACACAUCUUCCAGUUUUAUGCAAUAUCUUAGAGCAUAUAUCAGAAGCUCGUCUACAUUUCGGUCUUGAGGCUGUUAUAUAAAGGUCUUUUUUUGUUUAUGUGUGUGUGUACAUGAAACGGCCUUCGUGUUUUCGAGCGCUUUUUUUUUUGUUACUUCACUGUCUGAACUUUUGUGUUUAGUACUCUUGUAUAUGUCAUGCACCUUUCACUUUUGUUCAUUUUUUGAGCGUGUAUCACACCACGUUAUAAGAAAAAUCUUUUCGGAAACGAAGUCAAUAAAGCGAGACCAAAGAUC
Dermacentor andersoni is the source of this 7557-nucleotide messenger RNA. Its product is annotated as piggyBac transposable element-derived protein 3-like. The record is from RefSeq and is a predicted model, not a curated record. Lineage: Eukaryota; Metazoa; Arthropoda; Arachnida; Ixodida; Ixodidae.